Onychomys torridus (southern grasshopper mouse) is the source of this 2187-nucleotide messenger RNA. RefSeq names its product zinc finger protein 479 (gene Znf479). The transcript is spliced from 4 exons. Lineage: Eukaryota; Metazoa; Chordata; Mammalia; Rodentia; Cricetidae. The record is from RefSeq and is a predicted model, not a curated record. Gene Ontology annotation, biological process: regulation of DNA-templated transcription. Bases 74 to 1747 code for a protein of 557 amino acids.
UGUCACCGCGGAGCCUGGUGCUUGUCUCCUCCCUGGGGUUCCGAGGCUCGGGGCUGGAAGAGUCUCCGUGAGGAUGCUGGGACAGUCGGAACCCGGAGACCGGAGGACCUUGGCACGGAGACCUCCCAGAAAGGGACCCCGCAGAAACCAGCCGUUCCGGAAUCCCAGCAUGGAGCGGUUGACAUUCGAGGAUGUAUCCAUUGAUUUCUCCCCAGAGGAGCGGGAAUGCCUAGACCCUGCUCGCUGGAAUCUGUAUAGGGAUGUGAUGCUGGAGAAUUACAGGAACCUUGUCUUUCUAGAUCUUGCUGUGUGUAAACCUGACCUGGUCACAUUUCUGGAGCAGAGAAAGGAGCCUUGGAAUGUGAAGAGACAAGAAUCAGUAACCAUAUGCACAGAGAACCUCUACAAAUAUAACCAGUCUGGGAAAGGCUUCAUUCAGCACUCAGAACGUGCUACCCACCCAAGUCUACACACUCAAGAGAAACCUCACAACUAUCAAGAAUGUGACAAAGCUGUUACUGAUAACAUAACUUCUAAUCCAAGACAGAGGACUCCUAAAAGAGAAAAGUUUUACCAAUGUCCAGAAUGUGGCAAAGCCUUCAAUAACAGUUCAAACCUCACUCGACACCAGAUCAUUCACACGGGAGAGAAACCCUACACUUGUCCAGAAUGCGGCCGAGCCUUCAAUAAUACUUCAACCCUUACCCGACACCAGAUGAUUCAUGCUGAAGAGAAACCCUACAAAUGUAAAGUAUGCGGCAAAGCCUUUCACUGUUCUUCAUACUUUAACCAACACCAGAUCAUUCAUACAGGAGAGAAACCCUACAAAUGCCACGAAUGUGGCAAAGGUUUUUAUUAUCGUUCAACCCUUACCCGACACCUGAUCAUUCAUACAGGAGAGAAACCCUACAAAUGUCAUGAAUGUGGCAAAGCCUUUAAUAAUAGGUCAACCCUUACCCGACACCAGAUCAUUCAUAAAGAAGAGAAACCCUACAAAUGUAAUGUAUGCGAGAAAACCUUCCACUGCUCGGCCUACUUCAACCGACACCAGAAAAUGCAUUCGGGAGGGAGUGCAUACAGAUGUCCAGAAUGUGACAGAACCUUUAGCUUUAUUUCACACCUUAACCGGCACCUGAGAAUUCACUCUAGAGAGAAGCUGUACACAUGUCAUGAGUGUGGCAAAGCUUUCAGCCGCUCUUCACACCUUAACCAACAUCGGAGCGUUCAUAUUGGAGAGAAACCCUAUAGGUGUAAGGUAUGUGGUGUAGGCUUCAGCUCUGCUUCGCAGCUUAGUGCACACCGGGUAAGCCACACUGUGGAGAAGCCCUACAGAUGCAAGGACUGCGGCAAAGGUUAUCACUGUUCCUCAUACUUUAAUCAGCACCAGAGAAUGCAUGCCGGAGACAGCCUCUACAAAUGUCAGGAGUGUGGCAAGGUUUGUAGCUGCUCUUCGCACCUUAUUCAGCACCAGAGGAUUCAUACUGGAGAGAAACCCUAUCGGUGCAGAGACUGCGACAAAGCCUUUUCUUGUUCUUCACACCUCCAUCGGCACCAGGCGAUUCACACUCGAGAUAAACCCUACCAGUGUACCGAGUGCAACAGAGCUUUUAAGGACAGCUCAACCCUUUGCCGACACCAGAGGAUUCAUACCGGAGAAAAGCCCUACAGAUGCAAACAGUGCGGGAAAGCCUUUAACAAUUGCUCAAAUUUCACUCGUCACCAAAGGACUCACGUGAGGGAAACUUGACCAAGGUAAAGAGUGGAUGCAAAUAUUACCAAUUUUCAUUUACUAAAUAGCCUCACACUGUUUAAAACUGCACAAGACCCAACUCUCAGGUCCUUCCAAUAAAUCACCGAACUGCUUCCUGUGAAUUAUUGAUCUGUUUUCUUCAUAGAUCACAUAAUGGAUUUUGGGAUGUCGUAUAGAUUGUAUGUGAAGUUUGUUUUGGUAAACAGAUAGAGAUUCUUACUGUUUUAUCACUGGUAUAUAUUGAAUGACAUGUCAUUCUGUCAUAGUCAUUGAACCACUGUGUUCAAGAGUACAGGUGGCAGAUCCUACUUAAUAUAGUGUUGAGAAAUAUUGAAUGUCUCAUAAUCCAUUUCCCCAGUGCCAUCAUGUAUUAAUGAAUUUGGAAGAGCCCCCUUUUUUUGAGACAGGGUUUCUCUGUAGCCUUGGCUGUCACUCAG